AUGCCGUAUACUUGCCAAACAUGCGCCCGGCGGAAGGUCAGAUGCGACAAAACCACACCGACUUGUUCAGCUUGCCGCAAAAGCCAACUCGACUGCCUUUACCAAGCACCGCGUCCACGGACGGGGAAACGAAAACUGGACGAGGAUAUACUCGAGCGACUCGCUCGGUAUGAAAAUAUCCUCAUUCAACACGGCCUUCUUCCGGAUUCCGAACGGGAAGCGUCCUCUAGUUCUAUGGUUUCGACAGCCGUCCGGGAAAGUGAAACACCAGGUAGUGGCACUGAGCAGCCGGUUUCCCUCCUCUGGGAUGCACCAGAGGGAGCAAAAGCCGGCAAGCUCAGGGCACACGGCAAUGACAAAUCCCAAACGACGUACGUAAACAGCAGUCUGUGGCAAAAGCUUGAAGAACACCAUCUCCAAAGCCAAUCCGACGACGACGACGACGACGAUGUCAAUGUCAACGACCAAACCCCGGCAUCACCGUCAACCCAACCUCAUACAUUCCCCUCCGACCCAUGGACGGAAGCAUUCCUAGGACUAGCUCCACCCCCACCAGUUCCCCUCACGCAGCACUACCCCCCGCCCGACGAAGCCUUCUUCCUCUGGACAACCUACACCUCCAACGUCGACCCCCUCGUCAAGAUCCUCCACACUCCGAGCAUCCUCAGCCUCAUCGAAAACACCACCCAGAACCCAACCACCAUCUCCCGAAGCCCCGAUAACGGACCCCUCCUCUUCGCCAUCUACCAUUUCGCCAUCUUCUCCCUUCCCCCCUCCUCCUGCCUCCUCCACCUCCACCAACCCCGUCCCACCCUCCUCACCAAAUACCACUCCCUCACCCUCCAGGCCCUCUCCAACACCUGGACCACCCUCCUCCAAGCCCCUUCCCUCCCCCUCCUCCAAGCCCUCAUCCUCUUUCUCAUCCCCUCCCGCACGCGUUUCCACCCUACAACCUACUGGCUCCUCACCGGCACCGCGGUCCGUCUCGCGCAGCGAUUGGGAAUCCACCGGGACGGUGCAGCUCUGGGUCUGCCACCGUUUGAAACGGAGAUGAGGCGGAGAUUGUUUUACACGCUGAUGCCGCUGGAUGCGAGGGCGAGUCAGUUUGCGGGGAUGGGGGCGCCGGUUUGGCCGGGGGGAUGGGAUACGAGGCCGCCGAGGAAUGUGAACGACAUAGAUAUCUGGCCGGGGAUGAAGGACGGGGAGGUUCCGGUGGAGAGGAAGGGGGUGACGGAGAUGGUGUUUUGUUUGGCGAGGGUUUGUGUGGGGGGGUAUUUUUUGCAGUCUGAUGCUCAUGGUCAUGGCCCGAUGAUGGGACAGUUCCGAGACGCGGCAGCCGCCAGCGAGAUGGCUGACCGAGCCGAGGCAGAAGUGGAAGAGAAGUUCCUGCGGUACUGUGACGUGGUGAACCCGCUGCACUUUCUUACGGCGUGUAUGGUGCGCGCGGGGAUUGCGACGCUGAGGUUGAGGAUUGUGCUGCCCCAUGCGAACCCGGGUGCAGAUACGGAUGCAGACCCCGGUGCUGUGAAAGAGGCGUUUAGCCUGGCAAUGAAGAUCCUGAAAAGCGACGAUACGCUGUGUUCACACCCGGGCCUACAAAAGUAUUGGUGGCAUACCGGCUCGUUUUUUGUCUGGGGUACGUGGGAUGCGUUUAUUUUUGUUUUGACGACGUUGCUCAAGAGGAGGGGGUUGGUUCGUGCGGAGGAGGUUAGGGAAGCAUGGGACGGGGUGGAGGCUAUGUAUCGACAUCAUGAGGAGCUGGUUGGGUCGAAGCGGGCGUUGUAUCGGGCGCUACGGCGGUUGACGGUGAAGGCGUGGGAUGCGGGCGGGCUGGAGGAGGAGCCGGGGUUUGUGGGUGCGCUGAGGGCGUUGCGGUCUCUUGGGUCUUCUGGACGGGUUGAUGAGAAUGAGCAGAAGCAGCGUGAGGAGAUCGUGAGUGGACAAGACGGGCAACCGGUUCCCGGUUCUGAUUUUGGCCAUGGGUCAGGUACCGGGAACGACCCGAGCCUGCCGAGUUUUGAGCCGGAAGAAAACUUGGAACCGGAAGAAACGGACUGGGACUUUUGGACCCAGCUGAUUCAGGAUCAUGAUAUGGACAUGGAACGGUAG
This is a messenger RNA of Dichotomopilus funicola, 2109 nucleotides long. RefSeq names its product putative C6 transcription factor. The transcript has 3 exons. Gene Ontology annotation, molecular function: DNA binding; zinc ion binding; DNA-binding transcription factor activity, RNA polymerase II-specific. The coding region runs from base 1 to 2109 and encodes 702 amino acids. NCBI's taxonomy places the organism in Eukaryota, Fungi, Ascomycota, Sordariomycetes, Sordariales, Chaetomiaceae. Gene Ontology annotation, biological process: regulation of DNA-templated transcription; DNA-templated transcription. The record is from RefSeq and is a predicted model, not a curated record.